This is a messenger RNA of Arvicola amphibius (Eurasian water vole), 2372 nucleotides long. It is a transcript of the gene Rlig1, whose product is annotated as chromosome 17 C12orf29 homolog. Gene Ontology annotation, biological process: response to reactive oxygen species. NCBI's taxonomy places the organism in Eukaryota, Metazoa, Chordata, Mammalia, Rodentia, Cricetidae. The record is from RefSeq and is a predicted model, not a curated record. The coding region runs from base 95 to 1072 and encodes 325 amino acids. Gene Ontology annotation, molecular function: RNA ligase (ATP) activity. The transcript is spliced from 7 exons.
AUCACCCUGGCAGGACAGGGUACUGUUUUCAGGCUGCCUGUUGCAGGGCUUCCUCCGGCCGGGAUCUAGCGUCCUGGAGACACGGCGUGGCGCCAUGAGCCGCCUAGGCUCGGUGCAGCGGAAGAUGCCGUGCGUGUUUGUGACGGAGGUGAAAGCCGAGCCCUCGGCCAAGCGGGAGCAUCAGCCAUUUAAAGUUUUGGCAACCGAAACUCUAAGUGAAAAGGCGUUAGAGGCAGAUGUGCACAAUGCAAUUGCCACAGAAAAGGUGGAUGGGUCGUGUUGCUAUGUUACUAACCACAAAGGUCAGCCAUACCUCUGGGCUCGACUAGAUAGAAAACCUAACAAGCAAGCUGAGAAAAAAUUUAAAAAAUUGCUACGUUCAAAAGAAAACUCAAAAGUGCCUCUGUGGAACACAGAGGAAGACUUCCGGCCUGUCCCAGAGUGCUGGGUACCAGCAAAGGAAGUAGAGCGGCAGAAUGGGAAGCCAGUACCCGAUGAGAACGGACACAUUCCCGGCUGGGUACCAGUGGACAAGAACAGCAAGCAGUAUUGCUGGCAUUCUUCUGUGGUGAAUUAUGAGUUGGGAAUUGCCCUGGUCCUACGGCACAAUCCUGAGGAGCCUGGACUUUUGGAAAUUAGUGCCGUGCCCCUGUCAGAACUUUUAGAGCAAACCCUGGAGCUGAUAGGAACGAAUAUCAAUGGAAACCCAUAUGGGCUAGGAAGCAAGAGAUGUCCGCUGCACUUUCUCGUCCCACAUGGAGCCUUCCGGGUAGAAAACCUGCCGACCCUGAAACACAACGACUUGCUGUCCUGGUUUGAAGACUGCAGCGAGGGUAAAAUCGAAGGGAUUGUGUGGCACUGCGGGGAUGGCUGUUUAAUUAAGGUCCAUCGCCAUCAUCUUGGUCUGUGCUGGCCUCUUCCUGAUACUUACAUGAACUCCAAACCAGUUAUUAUUAACAUGAACCUAAACAAAUAUGGUUAUGCUUUUGAUAAAGAGUGUUUGUUUAGUCAGUUUUCAAAAAUAGAUAAACAGAAAUUUGAUAGGCUCAAAGAUAUAAUAUUUGAUGUAUAAAAUGUAAAUAUAGUUGGGAUUAUUGCAGUUUUCUAAUAUUGAAGAGUCUGCUAUGUUUACAGAAGAUAAAAUAACUCAAGGUUCUAUUUAAUUUUGCUAGCUAUUUGGCAAAAUGUUAUAACUUAUAAACAUUUAUGUAUCUGUUUAUCAAAAUCAAAGGAUUUGAAUAUCUUAACAUAAAACUAUAAAAUAAUUACAUCUGAAACUUCAAUUUUAAAUGGUAAAAUUGUUAAAAGCUUAUCUUUAUGCUUUUAGAAAAUUUAAGACAUUAUAAAAAUAGGAAUAUCAUAGCUCAUUGUACAUUGGAUAGCAAUAAAUAAUUCACAUCUUCAAAAAUAUACUUUUCUACCAAGUUAAAACUAAAUAUGACUUUAAACAAAAAUACAGUAUUUUAAGAGGUGAAUUCUGUAGUUCAGAGACUCCUUGAUUUCCAGCUGAAAUUUUUUUAACUUACAAAAUAAUUUUAAAUCUAUAGUUAAAUGUGGUCUUUAAUAAAUAGGGAAAUUAUUAGGACUUUCUCUAUCUUCCGUCUGUUCAAAAGUAGCAACAGGACUAGGUAAUUCAAAUCCAAACUGCUCAGAAAGCUUUUUUAACUUCUCCUCUAACAGAAUAUUCUUCUUCACUUCUUCCUUAUAGUUGUACUUCAGGUCUUCAAUUUCUUCAAAGAACGAAGGAUCAAAAUUCUCCAGUUCUUUUUUCAGCUUUUUAAUUUCCUCCUAUAAGUCACAUAGAGCAAUAUGUUUUUCAUUUUAAAUUUAGAAGAUUUGAUUACAAACAUUAAAACCCAAAUAAUACACACAGUAAAAUAUAAAGAAAAAUAUGGUGCAAUGGAACCUUGCUAACAAAAGUCUGCAGCGACAUCAAGUCUUUCUCUGAACUGCAUCAGAUUUUCUCAGGCAAGCAAAGGGACUCUGCUCUUCAUUACAUGGAAGUUAAUGUCUUUAGAGUUUUCAGUAUUUUCUUUAACUUUCUGGUUUUUUAACUUUUAUAAAUAAUAUUUAUGAUCAUGGAACUCCUGGGAUUUGUAAAAGUCAAGCAAUGAAUGUGAAGGGCACAUGCGCACCAAUUGCUGUUUACACUGCCCAGUGAUGAGCCAGGGCUCACUUCCAGGCUCCUGUGCUUCUGGGUCUUAAGGCAGAGCACAGAAAGGUUGUAAGGAAAAGAUCUCUGAACAUAAUUUCAAAAAGUACUUAGAAAUACUGUUCUCAGCAUGACCCACAAAUAAUGAAAAAAUUCUAAAAAACUGUUAAGAGGUAAUUUGUUAUGGCUUCAAAAUAAACUUAUUCUCCAUUCCUUUCUA